Molecule: messenger RNA, 3177 nt
Organism: Anthostomella pinea
Lineage: Eukaryota; Fungi; Ascomycota; Sordariomycetes; Xylariales; Xylariaceae
Source: the annotation of a GenBank genome assembly
AUGCCGAGCCUCUUCUCGCGGAUAAGGGGCAAAGACGGCCAGGGAAAAUCAAAGUCCAAGAAGAACGCCAACCCCGAAUCCUUAACCCACCAAUUGCCCAACCAGCCGCGCUGGGAGAAUGCAUACGCUCGAACCACCAUAGAACCGGAGGAGGUCCAAGAAUUGAUCAGACGAUGCACCGAAGAGAUCAAAUCAAGGGCCCUCGACCAGCCCUUCCUGCUGUUACCAUUCCGCCCGACCUCCGAUCCAAGCGCUGUACGCACUUUCGUCCGCCACUUCUUCGAUGGCAAUCAGAAUACACGCGGCGACGCCCUCGUGCAGGAGCUGCGGAUGACCGAACCGAUGGUCAUUGCUGGUGUGCUCAAAUGGUGCUGGAGCAGGAUUCAGGGUGGCCUCGUAGGGUGGGAUGCCUAUGAGCUAUUCAAGGUGGGAGAGCAAGACUCAAGCUGGGCGCGCAAUUCCUUCACGACUUUCAUCCCGCUGAGCGUUGAUAACGAUGCGCGUUCCGAUAUCAUAUUCGACUAUUUCGAUCUCCUAUCCGCCAUGGCAGCGCACGGCAAGACGAAUGGCUUCGGUGGCCGUAAACUGUCCCGCAUGGCAUCCUGGUGGGCCUUUGAACAUAAGGAUACUGGCAAUGGUUUCGAUGGCGGUUAUGAGGCUUGGAUGAGCGCCGCGGACGCUACAAGUCAUCUGUUCUUUGCUUAUCUGAGAUCAAUGACUCCCCAACAACCGCGUAGUGGCAUCUCUAUGCUUCCAAUGUCACUACAGAAAUUACUGGAGGAGACCGAGUACCCUCCUGAAACGCCUUCGCUGAUGAUGUCGUCGACGAAUAUAGUUGUCAUGAUUGUCGACACAGUCUCGCCGACCCCAUUUGCUCUUCUUCGCCGUGCCAGCCACUUCCAGUAUCGCGACGACGAUCAGGCGCUUCGAGAUUUCUCCGAGUACGAGGAUCCCGUGAUGGCUCUGACUGAGGAGUGCGGCAGAGUUCUUAAGGCGAUCUCGGCCGCCAACCAGUCACAAGUGUCCAGCUCGAAACACUCCACUGGUCUUCGGGACGCCUCGUGGUCUCGGUUCGAGGACAUUGGGUUUGGUGGUGCUUUGGAUGAGGAUGAGGAUGAUGAGUCUACAAGGUUGAACCAAGCUCGAAACCCCCGCGGACUUAGGACGACACCAGCUUCUGGCACAGACAUGGGACGACCCACAACACCAUCAUGGGCGGACUUCCUAUCUUCGGGAUUUGUCGACGACUCACCCAAUAGCCCUUCGAACCAUCUGCUGCCGCCGGAUAAGAUCCUGCCACCGAUUGAGACGAACAUUAGACAGCGAAGCUCGCAAUCACACAAUCCCCGCCUAGAAAGUAACCGCCAUGUCGAGCCGGGUGAGCUGGCUAGCAUCACCCGAUUUGAACUCGAUGAUGCUUUCUGGUGGGUGUGGAUGAGCAGUCUGGCUCCCGAAGAGACCGCAGAACGAAAGUCCGCUUUUGGCCGUUGCGCAGUCAUCGAGACCGUCAUUCGCUCGGGUAGGUGGCUUGUAAUGGAGGAAAAAGUCAAGGGCGCUGCACCCGAGCCCGAUGCUGGCGCUUACAUUGCCGAGAAGAAGAGUUUCUUCAGUUGGACCAGACGAAACAGGGACAAAGGUGUCUCUCGCAGCAAGUCAAAUGGGAAGGAAGCGUUCGAUAGGAACGAUCGACUGAGCCCAAGCGCCACAAGCGGAGCGGGAUUGAGCAAGACCAGCAUCGGGCCUGACCAGCAAGCGAAGAUACAGGCGGCUGCGCAACAACUACAUGCAAAGCAAGCCCAGGAACAACUGCCGAGCCCUCUACCAGAGAGACGUGGACGUUCAGACGCCGAAUUGAUGCGAGAGAAGACUAGCAGCGUUCUCACCCUGCAGCCAGUAAUAGUGAAGGAAGCGUCUCCGGCCAUGAAGUGGGCGAACAAAUACGACAAGGAAUCCAUUCGCACGGCCUACCUGGGCAACAUGACAGCUGGUCGGGGCCUUGGGCAGCUCUUGGAGGCAUCGCGGUCGAACGAUGGUGCAAGUACGAAUGGAGGCCUUGCCAAUGGGAAUGGCUACAGGCCAGAUGCCCCAGAGAGCUCAAUGUCUAAGCCUUCUCAAUCAUCUCCGGCUUUAGCACAGCCGCCUGCUGUGUCCGAGGCUAGGUCACCGAUCACGCCAUCGUCUCGGCAGCAGGAGUUUCUUCCUGUGCCCGAGAGAAAACCGGUAAACGGUCAUCCCGCGGAGAAAUCGGGUCCUACCGGCAGAGACUCGCCCCUCCCACCUCCCCCUCGUGAGCAGGAGAGCAUACACGCUGCUCGCGAAAAUAUGACAUCGCCAGAGCUUCCAGUCCUCACCCCCGCUGAGAGCAGGAAGCAGCACAAGAAGCUUCAAAAGGAUGAGAAGAAGGCGGGCGGUGGUGGUUUCAGGAAGCUAUUCGGCCGCAAUAAAAACCGGCAAUCCAAAGUGCCUGAUAAUGCCGCUACGGACGUCAAUGCCUUCCUAACUGCAGAUCCGCCUCGCACAGCCGAGCCGGCGCGCGCUCCCUCCCCGGAACCAGAGCCACAGCCACAGCGGCCUCAGCCUGUGGCCUCGGAGUCGGCUGUCAUGUCCCCACCAGACGAGGAAUUCGCGACUCCAAUGGAGCUUCCCGGGGAGAAAACACCUACUCAAACCCAGCCAACACCGACUGUCCGUGAGCCAGCCUAUGAGCCUUCAGGUGAAGACGCCAUGUCUCGCAUAGACACAGCAGAUGCCAGAGAAGCUAGCCACGAAUUCUCUCGGUUCGAUCAGGGUCCACUGUCCGACCAGCCAGCCUUCAUACCCAAUGAUGACCAGAGCGACGAUGAUGCUACCCCUCCUCCGAUUGCGCGACACGCCAGUAGCAAUCCGCCGGUCGAGGAAGACAUUGCUGAUGAAGAAGGAGCGCCUUCACCAGCUGUCCCAAUGCAAGAUCGGUGGGCUGCCAUUAGGAAGAACGCCGCCGAGCGCGCAGCACGACAGAGCGAGGAGAAAAGCCAUGGGGCUUACAGCAAGACUACGGAUGGUGAUGAUGACACUAGUGGUGAAGAAACCAUCGAGUCUCGUGUGGCCCGCAUCAAGGCUCGCGUCGCUGAGUUGACAGGAAACAUGGAAGGAUCCGGUAGUCCCGGAACCCAGACGCCCCCGGCCGCUCGCCGCUAG